Molecule: messenger RNA, 333 nt
Organism: Dibothriocephalus latus
Lineage: Eukaryota; Metazoa; Platyhelminthes; Cestoda; Diphyllobothriidea; Diphyllobothriidae
Source: the annotation of a GenBank genome assembly
AUGAUUUCACUUGAUGUGAUCUCGUUAUUUACCUCUGUCGCACUCGCAUUGGCUAUCACCAUUGUUGACGGCCUUCUCAAGGACAAAUAUGAAGAGAUCGAUAAAAAGCUCAAACGGGCGCAUAUAACUGAACUUCUCGAACUGUGUCUUAAGACCUAUUUCACUUUAAACGGCCAGGUGAAAGAGCAAAAGGAGGGGAUACCGGUGGGCUCGUCUCUGUCGGGACUCAUUGCCGAAACAGUUCUGCUGAGGCUCGAGCACCUGUUCUCCGGAUCAGACCCCCCGAAGUUCUGGGCCAGAUACGUCGAGGACACUUUUAUCACAAGGUGUUAA